UAAACACCAUUCCACAUUCAAGUCCAGCUCCAUACAACACCAACUCAAUCUAGAAGCAAGUAUACCUGUCAAUCUCGCCCAACAUGCUGCUUCUAGAUUACCAAAACGUUUUAAUAGAGUCUAUACUCAAGGAGAGACUCUACGGAGCGCCCCCUACUUCUAUCGACCAGACGGUUUCCGACUUCGACGGCGUUAUCUUCCAUAUAUCGACCCCCGAAGCUAAGACUAGGAUCCAAGUAUCCAUCCAAAUCCGAUGUUUCAAGGAGCUUGUUCAAUAUGGCGCUGAGCAGGUCCUUCAACGUGAAUACGGACAAUAUGUUGUAGCUCCAGAGAUCGGCUAUGACUUCUCGGUUAUGGUGGAUCUGGAUAACCUCCCAGCAGAAAAGGAGGAACGAGACGAACUAGUUAAGAAGAUCUCCUUACUAAAACGAAAUGCAAUGGCCGCCCCAUUCGAGCACGCCUACGCAGAACACUACAAACUCAAGGAGGCUGCCUCGAAGUACACGUCGGAAGAAGCACCACAAGGUGUCCGGGAAGGCGGUGAUGUUAUGGCUAUCCACUACCGCGACGAGGAAGCUAUCUACGUCAAGGCAAGUCACGAUCGUGUAACUGUCAUCUUCAGCACCAUCUUCCGGGAAGAGACAGACCGAGUAUUCGGGAAGGUUUUCAUCCAAGAGUUCGUCGAUGCCCGAAGGAGAGCCAUCCAGAAUGCACCCCAAGUUCUGUUCAGGAAUGAUCCGCCACUGGAAUUGCAAGAUGUUCCCGGUGUACAGGCCACUUCCGGUUCAGAGGUUGGAUAUGUUACCUUUGUUUUGUUCCCGCGACACUUGACGCCCCAGCGAAUGCCUGAUGUCAUCUCCCACAUCCAGACCUUCCGAGACUACUUCCAUUACCACAUCAAAGCGUCUAAGGCAUACAUUCACUCUCGUAUGAGAAGGCGGACGGCAGAUUUCCUCCAAGUACUCCGAAGAGCAAGACCAGAGAACGAAGAAAAGGAGAGAAAGACAGCGAGUGGAAGGACAUUCAAAGUCCAGGCUUAGGACAGCAAUGCCUAGAACGAGUUUUUUGAGAUAUAUUGGCGACAACGGACUCAGUACCCUCCACGUAUGCAAAUCACGAACAAUACCAAGACGAAUUGACCAAAAUGCCAUCCAAAUAAUACAUUAUUCAGUUCUAAAGCUGCCUUUUUGGAAUGCGUAAUGAUGAAAAUAUCGAAACUAAUAUGAACAGUCUUGAUUAAAUCCAAGCUUCAUCCUCUGCCGUUAGCAAGUACAAUAUUUCAACCCAGGUUGAAAUGCUUGUUCUCCUAUUUUCUCGUCUAGUAAAACCAAGGCCCCCCUAUUCGAAUAUUGCAUGCGAACAGUCUAUAUUCACUAUCGGUUGCGAGGUCGGGUCUUAAUUGCUAUCAUGGAUAGUCGGGUUUCGACCGUUUUCCAUGAGGUGUCUCCUUAUUUGUUUUUCUGGUCAAACUUAACUACCGCGGAGCUCACUGAUUCUCGCAAUAGAUGGUCUAUCUCGAAUUUAAACCAGUAUGUUGACUCAUGUAAAUGGGAUAGGGGUGAUUAAAUGAUGGAAGAGUAAAGGUAGGUUACUCGGGGUCUAGUAUAUUAUAAAUGCUUUGAUUAUUAGUACGACUUCCAUUCGCA
Annulohypoxylon truncatum is the source of this 1646-nucleotide messenger RNA. RefSeq names its product P34-Arc-domain-containing protein. Gene Ontology annotation, molecular function: actin filament binding; structural constituent of cytoskeleton. Gene Ontology annotation, biological process: Arp2/3 complex-mediated actin nucleation; actin filament polymerization. Gene Ontology annotation, cellular component: Arp2/3 protein complex; actin cytoskeleton. Lineage: Eukaryota; Fungi; Ascomycota; Sordariomycetes; Xylariales; Hypoxylaceae. The record is from RefSeq and is a predicted model, not a curated record. Bases 84 to 1040 code for a protein of 318 amino acids. The transcript is spliced from 6 exons.